Suillus subaureus is the source of this 2608-nucleotide messenger RNA. RefSeq lists its product as uncharacterized. The transcript has 6 exons. The record is from RefSeq and is a predicted model, not a curated record. Gene Ontology annotation, biological process: maturation of SSU-rRNA from tricistronic rRNA transcript (SSU-rRNA, 5.8S rRNA, LSU-rRNA). Lineage: Eukaryota; Fungi; Basidiomycota; Agaricomycetes; Boletales; Suillaceae. Gene Ontology annotation, cellular component: small-subunit processome; nucleolus. The coding region runs from base 178 to 2361 and encodes 727 amino acids.
CUUCGUGGUAGAAUGUUAACUUUCCCAUAGAGUGAUCCACGCAUUGGCACAGGCCGUACUGAUACCGUAAGUAUUAACGUACUGACUCGGACACGGACGCCUGGGGCCCGAAGUUCUCUUCCUCCCUUCAUUUCUCCCUUGACUAUUCCACAAACUCAAAAUCGCUGCCUGAACGCGAUGGCAACUCGUUAUUUCGCUGGAUUUCAGCGUCAUACUACUCGCAACCGACCCUUCUAUGAUCCUCAACUUCCUUCUUAUUCCUCUGCCGUUCGCGAAAAAUUGCAUCUCCAGUCCAGUGGUAGGCAAUGGCUCGUGCCUAUGACAGCCCCAACGCGCCGAAUACGUCUCCAGUCCGUGAGCCCGGGGCCUCGCUCCAGAUUAGCCCGAGUCGGUCGACGAAGAGGUUUCAUCUGUCGAUGUGUUGCUUUCCUUACUGUAGUCUUUGCCAUUGCAGUGGUCAUCCUCACGCUGUUGGGUACUGAAGAGUCACACUGGGCACCUCCGUUCAGGGAUUCAACCCUCGUGUUUGGCAGAGAGAAUUUGCAACGCAUUUGGAAGUGGGAGAUUGAGAGCGGACAUUACCCCAGUAAUGGGAAGAUACCCGAGCAGAUUGGUUUCACCUCCGCAAUUUUGAAUCCGGCCUUGCCUCCAGCAAAGGCACACACACUCAUUUCACCGUUUACGCCCCCACCAGGGCCAGUAACCACCAUUACACGGGGAGUUGGUCCCCGUAGGACUUAUCUUGAAAGUCAGAAGCAGUCUGUCGGCGCUGCCUACCCGCCUAGACCAAUACCCGGCAGCAUUGCAGAUUUAGAUAUCAUUCUGGAGCAGUGUAAUUUUUCAGAGGGCAAGUAUGUCCGUGAUUGCUUGGAAUUUUUGCGCGUCUCAGCUGGUUUGGAUAAUGGCCGAAGACUUCGACGAGGAUCAGUGGAUGGGUGGAAAUACGCUUUUAUGGAAGAGGGUCGACUAGAAGAAGAAAAAUUUCCCCGCGCUACACAGGCUGCACCUAUAGUGCCUGUUGGGCCAUACCCCACCGGACGUCAAAACUCCAACGCGGGGUUGAUGAAGAAGAGGAAUGUGCAGUGGGAACGUCCACUAGAGCUCCCGCCCCCCGAGCAGCCAAGUGUGGGUUCAAACCGUUCGACUGCUUGUGAUCCUGAAAAUCUCCGCCUGUUCCAUAUGUUUUGGGCAGGUCCAUUCAACGAGAAGCCAUACGUCGCGCUGUUAUCCUUUCUUUUCACCCAGAAUCUUGGCCUCCAUCUUGAACCGGGGCAAGAGCUCGACGUUUGUCGUCCACAGAUUUGGUUGUGGAUCAAUCCUGGUCCUGCAGCGGCCGUUCCAAACCCCUCUGCGCUCACAGAUAUGUACGACGCACUGAAGACGAACCCAUGGGCGGCACCUUUCCUUCAUCCACGUUUCAAGAAUGUUAUCAAAUUCAGACUGUGGAACACGACAGAACAACUUGAUAGCAACCUAGAACUGAGAGACGAGUGGAGAAAAAUGGACACACUCUUCAAUUCAGGGGGUGUGACUGUGAGCGUACCUGCCGAGCAACCCGCAGGGAGCUCUAGUACUAUAUCUAAAACUGGUGACAUGGUCCAUCGCCUUGGUUCGAAAUCGGAAGCGACUUAUGAUAGGCUUUCUGUGAUUUUGUCUGACAUGGCACGUUUCAUUGUCACUCAUCGCUAUGGAGGGAUCUACCUAGAUGCCGAUACCAUCUUCUUGAGGGACUGGGAGGAGCUUUGGGGAUGGAAAGGCGCGUUUGCCUACCGGUGGUCCUAUCACGAAGACUACAACACUGCUGUACUCCAUCUCAACAAGGGUUCCGCCCUUGGUUCUUUCCUCUUCCGUACCGCAUUGAAGAACGGCUUCGACUUUCAUCCUGUCGCUGUCUCUAAGUACCUUAAAGAGGCACACUUGGAGAACCUUUUGUUACGCGUUCCUGACGCGCUAUUCGACCCAGCGUGGCUAAACACGGAAGGCUAUCAAAUGGAAAGGCCACCACACCCUUUUUUCGCCGGCUUUGCUGAUUUCUUUGACACUCCAGAAGUGCAAAGUGCUGCGCCGCAGGUCACCGGAUUUGAAGGGUUCUUCAGGGGAGCAUUCUCGUAUCACUUUCAUAACUUCUGGUGGAAGCCAUUCGAUCCUGCGAGGAAUUGGCCGGACUUGGGGCCUAAAUUUGCAGGUGGUGAAAGGGCAGCGCGCGCUGCUGCCAACCCUCAUGCAGACCCUGAUGAUUGGAGCGACAAAAUAACCGAUGACAAGCGUGACUUGGACUGGGCGACUGUGCUGAAACGAACGUUUGAGGGCUACAUCCGUGGAGAAAAACCAAAUAUGUAUGGUGAAUGGUUGCGGUGGUGACGAUCUGAACAGGAAGACAUUUUCAAUGCGGAUCUAUUUGACGCAAACUUUGGACCUUACUAUCAAAAGACUUUUUACAAUGAUAUGCUACGAAUAGUGGGGCGCUGACAUGGGCUGUGGUGAUUAUUUUUGUGACUGCAGAUGGCUAGGCUGAACAGCCAGGCAUGCUCCAAAGCCAGUGCCAGCCUAAAUAUCGCCUUUAAGAAAUUCACACCCAAAUGAUCAAUUUGGCUACUUAUGCCCGUUA